Molecule: messenger RNA, 594 nt
Organism: Aureobasidium melanogenum CBS 110374
Lineage: Eukaryota; Fungi; Ascomycota; Dothideomycetes; Dothideales; Saccotheciaceae
Exons: 1
Coding region: 1-594 (197 amino acids)
Source: RefSeq, a predicted model, not a curated record
AUGACGCAGUUCUCUCCUCGAGGCGCAUCACUAGCGGACGGACCGAUACAGGAGUUUACCAUUUUCAAAUUUGCAAAAACUCCGACAGACGAUCAAUCAAUGCCCGUCUUUCUGAAGGAUGCGGCAGAGCAUUGCUCGCUCGCAUCAACAGACGGCAAGCAAUCCGACACAUUCGCAGUGCUGCGGAGAGUGACACAACGAGAUACGUAUUUGCUUACAGGCGUGUGGUCCAGCUUAGCCGCACACCACGCAUGGAUUGCAUCGGACAAGAACAAGGCACUUCUCGCGCGUAUGCCAGACGAAGGUGCUGAAAUUUUGGCAUUCUUCCACUUUGCGAGCCCUCAUGAUCGAUUGCCAGCGUGGCUGCAAGAAGGCAGCGCUGGGACGUUAUGCCGCACCACUAUCACCUCAGAAGAAGUGAAUGGCACCUUCCAAGAUGACUCUGUUUGCGAGGCAGGAGGCUGGCGUAUCGAGGCGUCUGUUGAUACCAACAAGGAUAUUUGGGUUCAUAUGGUCAAGGUGGAUGCCGGCGAGACUCCCUGCAGUGAUCAAGAACCCUGCAACGGACAUUGGACCCUGCUUGUACAAAAGUGA